AAAGUUGACAAAUCCGAAGCAGUGAGGAGCAGAUAGACAUAUGAGCACAUACGUGCAUAUUAAGUGUUGAAUACUUCAACUGACCUUGCCUUCUAUUGCUGUCCGGACCUUACGAUAUGCUGAGAUGAACUGUAAGAAGUAGGGUCUGAAUAUGAAGGACGACCCCUCAAUUUGUACAAUAUGUGACUUGAGUUCUUCGGGUUUAUGGUGUGUAUAUGAUAGGUGUGGCAAGUGCUGGAGAUACAUGAGUCUGUCCUGGAACAUCCAAGAAUUAUUCAGAACUAAUAAUAGGCCAGACGCAAUGUAAGGCAGAACCCGUCCAAUACUGAUAAUUUAUUAACAGCGUGUUAAGACACCUACUGAGUGCUCUUCGAGGUUCAACUCGUAAUCUUCCAAUUAUACUGAUAUCACAAUAUGUCUUAUACUACCAAUGGGAUCUUGUGUAGUACGUUACUUAGCUCGGGGUGUGCCAGUCUAACUUGAUAUAAUGACAAUAAGAUGACUCUUAAAACAGUAUAGUAUAGAAAAUAUAAGAGAAGAUCGGUCCUCUUU
Williopsis jadinii is the source of this 552-nucleotide messenger RNA. RefSeq lists its product as uncharacterized. The transcript has a single exon. The record is from RefSeq and is a predicted model, not a curated record. NCBI's taxonomy places the organism in Eukaryota, Fungi, Ascomycota, Saccharomycetes, Phaffomycetales, Wickerhamomycetaceae. The coding region runs from base 152 to 307 and encodes 51 amino acids.